Molecule: messenger RNA, 1498 nt
Organism: Paramisgurnus dabryanus
Lineage: Eukaryota; Metazoa; Chordata; Actinopteri; Cypriniformes; Cobitidae
Biological process (GO): positive regulation of T cell proliferation; cellular response to lipopolysaccharide; T cell costimulation
Cellular component (GO): external side of plasma membrane
Source: RefSeq, a predicted model, not a curated record
ACUUUCAUAAGAGUCAGUCUUGCAUUGUUUUUGUUACAGGAUGUGGUUAAAGUUGCUAUUCAAACUGAGGUAGCCUAGCCUUUAAGUGCAACCUCCAACAGAUGAAUGCAAAGUUACAUUUAAAGUCAAUUUGAAGUAAAUGUCGAAUUUACUACUGAAUGCAUUUCACCUUGACACUGUUUGAUCAAACCAGGCACUAAUCUGGGAAUAGAAAACCAUACAUGAUUUUAGAUUAAAAAAAAAAAAUUACUAUGACUGAAAAAUCACAUCUCCUAUAGGCAACUAUAGUUGCCCCUGUAAAGGGGUGUAAACUAACAGGAAAUAACUGAGGACAUCAUCCCACAUACAGCUUCUAUUUUUGUUCAUGCUGUAAGUUUUGACCACUUGCUACUGACACCUUAAAUGACAUGCAUGAUGUACGUGACACAAAUCGGAUUAUUAUUUUGUUUGGUGGUGACUUCGAAAGCACUGGGCAACUGCAAGGGAAAGUGUGAAGAUAUUCAACUAUCCACAAUCAGAACUCCUCUGAAAUCUGAGGUCUUGCUCCCUUGUUACUUUGAAAUAAGCAAUAACACCGCUAAUAAAACAAACACAGCGAGUUGGAGACACUUAUCAUCAAGUCUCCUAGAGAUCACACAAGAUGGGAAUAUCUUCUUUAAUGAUCCUAGAGGAGGACGGGUGACUGUUUUUCCCAUCCUAGCUGCAUUAGGAAACUUCUCCAUCAUUAUUCAUAAUGUACAGGCCUCAGAUUUUGGUUCAUACUGUUGUGAGCUCAACCGGGAAUGCUGGCGACUGGAGAUCACCGAAACAACCCGUCCAGAGAAAAAUAUAGUUUUAAGCCCCUGGGUAUACUUUGCGGCUGGAGCUGGAUUAUUUAUUCUGCUUUUUAUUGCAACUUACUUGUUUGCAAAGUUGUGGGGAAACUAUGUAAAUGAAUCAUCAAAAUCGAAUUCUGUUAUUGGAGUACAGAAUGAAGGUAACCACACAGAAGAAAGACCAAAUACAGAACGCAGUGAGCACAGAAACCCUAACAACAGGGGUCGAGGCAGGGAAAACACAACUGUUUAUGAAAAUGAAGCACAUGCUCCAAAUCAAAAUCCACAAAGAGCUUUUAGAAGAGCUGCUCCUGAGCCACCUACAAGUGAGGCAUCAGAUCCAAAACCAUAUUAUGUUAACCAAGAGGAACUUUCCGUUUCAAGCAAUGCUGGUAAAAAACGGAAAAAAACUAAACCUUACCAGUACAAAAAUCCAAUCUAUGGGGAUUGAAGUUGAUCUACAGGCGGUGGAUUGUGUCGACAGAGUCCAGUUUCACAGAAUCCACUUAAUACAUAGAUUACAGCAUAACAUUGCUUUUUGGAAGAUCAUUGGAAGAAUACUAUUGAUUGGCAGUGAUGUUUUUUAAAGGAAAUCAUUCAUAUUUGUUAUUGCAUGUUUUAUGGAAAAACUCCACUUGUUAAAUGAUAUGCACAAAUCAUUAAAUGUUUCAACUGCUUUGACU